Molecule: messenger RNA, 1112 nt
Organism: Salvelinus fontinalis (brook trout)
Lineage: Eukaryota; Metazoa; Chordata; Actinopteri; Salmoniformes; Salmonidae
Product: putative nuclease HARBI1
Exons: 2
Coding region: 249-731 (160 amino acids)
Source: RefSeq, a predicted model, not a curated record
AACACAUAGUAGGAUACUCAUUACUUUGUGUGACAGGUUUCCCCAAUGUCAUUGGUGCAGUGGACUGCACACACAUAAGGAUAAAAGCCCCCUCAGGUGCCCUUGAGGGCGAUUUUGUGAAUAGGAAAUCCUUUCACAGCAUUAAUGUUCAGGUGAACAUAACUUUUUGAUAUUGUCCAUUGACGAACACUCUGCAUUGCCAGUGAUGUGCAUUGAUUGGUGUAAUAUUCCUCAUCUUAUGAUUUCAGAUGGUCUGCAAUGCUGACUGUGUGAUCAGCAAUGUUGUGGCAAAAUGGCCUGGCUCAGUCCAUGACUCCAGAAUCUUUCGGGCCUCUGAAAUCUAUCAGUGCCGAUCACAAGGUGAAUUCUCUGGUGUGUUGCUGGGAGACAGGGGGUAUGGCUGCCAGCCUUUUCUCCUGACACCUUUCACAGACCCCCAGGAAGCACAGCAGGCCUACAACCAUGCCCAUGCCAGGACCAGGGCCAGAGUUGAAAUGACCUUUGGCCUCCUGAAGGCACGCUUUCACUGCCUUCACAAAUUAAGGGUCAGCCCUGUUAGGGCAUGUGAUAUUACUGUGGCUUGUGCUGUCCUCCACAAUGUGGCCUGCCUGAGGAAGGAGAGGGCCCCCAGAGUGCCACCAGCCAUGGACUGGGACAAUCCGGCAAUCUUCCCUGAUGACGACAGUGGUCGGCUGCUGAGGGACCAAUAUGUGUUGAAUUAUUUUAGUUAGUAUGUGUGCUUUCAAUUUUGGUUAAAUAUGUCCUGCGGUGGCAGAGGAAUUUGGUUUUUUUUGGGUUCGUUUUUUUACGAAUUUGGCCUCUUAUGAUGUUUGUGCGGUAUACUGUGUGUAAUACAAGGCUGCAGGGAGGCUACUGCAUCCAUUCAUUUGUCUGUUCAGUUGAUGUGUAUGGAUUUGUCCUGCAUUUAUUUUAGUGUGCAGACAUGCAGGGUGUGUUAUAUACAGACCUUUGAAUGUGUAUGUAUCAUUUUGUAUAAUAUGCUUGGAUUCUGUGCUUUCCAUCUUGUAGAGUCACUGUGACUUCAGUUUCGAAAGGAGCUGAUGGUUUACCUGCUUUGUUUUGUCCUUAUUCAAUAAAGGAACAUAAUGUUA